This is a messenger RNA of Notolabrus celidotus (New Zealand spotty), 1139 nucleotides long. RefSeq lists its product as uncharacterized. Lineage: Eukaryota; Metazoa; Chordata; Actinopteri; Labriformes; Labridae. The transcript has 6 exons. Gene Ontology annotation, cellular component: nucleus. The record is from RefSeq and is a predicted model, not a curated record. Bases 187 to 885 code for a protein of 232 amino acids.
GGUCCGUUUCACAAAGCAGGUUCAAUAAAACUCUGAGUCUAACCCUGAACUCUAGUUGAUCUACUCUGAGAUAGGAAACUCUGUGUUUUCGGUUCCACAACAGCUGAUUUGAGUUAGUUAAAUCAACUUGGAGUAGUUUCACCUGGGGUUAAGUGCGUGCACCACAACUUUAAAAAGACAGCAUCAAUGGAGCCCCGAUUCGACGAGUCACCAUGGCAAUGGAGAAGAAGAGGGCGGCAUUUUUCACCCCACUGGAACUGGACAUCCUUAUUCGCUCAUAUGGCGAGUUUGAGCAUGUUUUUAAAAAAAAAAUGCAACACUGCUGCAGGUGCCAAACAGAGGGAGACAGCAUGGGAGAACAUUGCGGCUCGGGUCAAUGCGUGCAAUCACGCGGGGGAGAAGCGCACCUGGCUGCAGCUUAAGAUGAAAUAUAAAAACAUUGUUCAAACAGACUUCUACUCAGCCAACAGAAAGAAAGCAGAUGCCCGUAAAACGGGUGGCGGCCGAGCACCGCCACCUCUAACGGAGGCAGAGGCGCUGGCCCUGAGCCAGAAUUUUGGAAGGCCAGCGACUGAGGGAAUCCCUGGAGGGAGCUCAUCCUCUGAGCCCACCCCCCAAGACACAAGUGCCUUUAUAACAUAUUCUGAUGGUGCGAUCUGCCUGGUGGAGCCCCCUCACGCCACAACAGACCUUGUAACUGAUGAAGAGUGCGAGGAGACUUUGUCUGCUGCCUUCACAGAGGGGGAACCAGAAAGGCCUGUAGAGGGCAUGGCUGGGCAGCAGCAGGAGGGUCCCUCAACUUCAACUGCACAGAUUGACACAGUGAGAUGGAUGUUCAGUAAACACCAGAGGUUCAUUCUGUGGAAUUCAUGUGCAACUGUAUAAUUUAAUGUCCUCCUUAUGUAUUCCCAGUUAAAGAUAUCUAUAAAAUAUUUCUGCUGAAAUAAAUUGAAAAACCGACAAAGAAAUUCAGUUCUUGGACCGCCAGAUGAGAAGGGCAGAUCUCGAAAUUGAAUUACUAGAGCACAAGUUAGAGGUGGGUGCAUGGUCACAGGUGAAUUAUGUUAAUUAUGUUAACUACAGGAACAUUAACUAAACUAUCUCUUGUAUUUGUAGGAAAUAAAGAAGACCAAAUGAAA